Messenger RNA from Anthostomella pinea, 390 nucleotides. The record is from the annotation of a GenBank genome assembly. Lineage: Eukaryota; Fungi; Ascomycota; Sordariomycetes; Xylariales; Xylariaceae.
AUGCCGACCGCAGGCCUAAAAACCAUAAUCGCGCUGUCGUUCGUGCUGGCCGUCGGCUUCCUGCUGGUGAUCCUGUCGUGCGCGCUGUGGAAGGUCUACUACCCGCUGCUGGUGGUCGCCACCUACGUGCUGGCGCCCGUGCCCAACUGGGUGUGCGGCCGCUGGGCGAACCCGGACGACUUUGUCGAGAGCUCGGGCAACGCCGUUUUGGACCUGGGACGGUUCUGCACGGGGUUUCUGGUGGUUAUGGGGAUUGCCCUCCCCGCCGUCCUCGCACACUCGCAUCUAAUCGACAUCGGCGCAAUGGUCAUGUGCAUCAUCGGCGGACUGCUGAUCUACGGCACUAUCAUCUCGUUCGGCAUGUUCUUCCAGGAAGAGCAGGAGUUCUAG